This is a messenger RNA of Iphiclides podalirius (scarce swallowtail), 3564 nucleotides long. Lineage: Eukaryota; Metazoa; Arthropoda; Insecta; Lepidoptera; Papilionidae. The record is from the annotation of a GenBank genome assembly.
AUGGCAGCACAAAAUAAAGUUGAAAGUGAAUCGGAGGAAAUGCCGGCUGCGAACGCGACCGACCCCGGCACCGAGCAGAAGGAUCGCCUCAUUGCAGCCGUGAAGAAGGAAGUUAAGCAGUUAAUGGAAGAGGCGGUCACUCGCAAGUUCGUUCACGAGGAGAGUGGCGGAGUCACAGCGCUAUGCGGUGCGGUGGAAGCUUGCCUCGGUCAAGGGCUCCGUAGGCGGGCACUUGGCCUGUUCAAGACCAGCUCCACUACGGCACUACUGCACAAGAUUGCUAAGCACUGCCCGGAGGCGGCGCUUGUGUCGGCCCGUGUUCUCGCCGCCGAGGGCGCUCCGGCCACGCGCUCAGCGUCCGGUGUGGAGCGCCGCCCUUCAGCGCCCCGCCCGCCCCUCAACAAGCGGGGCUCUGGAUCCCUGCUCUCGCAGCCGCCGUCACAGUCUAGAUAUCUAUGGAUACGCAUUGCGUUAUUCGAGAGACAGCUGCCUAAGAUAAUAGAGCACUUGGUGAACAACGCGACGAGGUAUUACGAGCGUGACGCCUUGGUAGCCGAUCCCGAUUAUGGGAGCAUUCUUAGCUCCCUGCUGGUCGGCCCUUGUGCCCUGGAGUAUUCGAAGGCGAAAGCCCCUACGUGCUUUUGGUCGGACCCGCCCGCCGAUGAGCUGGUUCAAAGGCAUCGCAUGUCCGCUGGCACGACGACACCGCCGUCAGUGCGUCGGCCGAUCCUAAACUUCCGGAGGAGUCUCAACGCUUCUUCCGACGAUACUGGUGCUUCCAGUACAGCAACGGGCAUCGCGACCGGGUCUAGCGCCAAAGACUACGUCGAAAGCUUACAUCAAAACUCCCGGGCCACAUUGUUAUAUGGAAAAAACAACGUGCGCGUGCAACCGAAAGACGUAGAAGAACCAAUGCCUGGGUAUUUGAGCUUGCACCAAACGGCGGCCGGUCUCGUCAUAAAGUGGACACCUAAUCAGCUUAUGAACGGAUACGCAGAGAGUGAAGGCAUAGACAAGAGAGGUGUGUCUAGUUUCCGAUGCCACCUAGUGCAUGCGUCCGCCUGCCAACACAAGUGUAUUAUGUGCAGCGUGACAGACGUGUGCUCAGUGUACAGGCGACGCUGUGCCGGCCCGCUCUGCAUCGAUUGCGUGUAUUGGGCGAUGUCGCUGCAGGUGUGUGUGUGGGAGGUGGUAUACGUGCACGUCCACCGCGCAAACGCCAGCGAUGCCCUCAUACUGGUCGGCCAGGACGGAGUCCAACGACCUCCCAUACACUUCCCCAAAGGAGGCCAUUUGCUGUCGUUUCUAAGCAACUUGGAGACUGGUCUAUUACCUCAUGGCCAGUUGGAUCCUCCUCUAUGGUCACAACGAGGCACUGGCAAGGUAUUUGGCCGGGGAAAAGUACGCCGUCGGCCGAUGCCCAGCCUCUGUGAGAGUGGGGAGACCGACGAGGCGGAAUGGGAGGAGGCGGCCGGUGAUUACGUCUUCCGUAUCGUCAACAACGCCAUCGCCGACAGGGAAGCAAUGCGCCACUCGUUGCUGGAGAGGGCAGUACAGUCGCCACCGAGGACACCGCGCCGUCCCCUCGCCUCUACUUCCACGACCUCUUCGGAUUCCUCCACAAUGUCCGUAGAUUGUCCACCGUCCGCCAGCAUCAAUGGCCCACCGUUAACGCCCGCUCUGAUACCUCCAGUCGAACAGGCUGCAUCGAUCGAGCUAGUCUGCAGCACGAUGCGUCGACAGAUCAUCUCCCGGGCGUUUUACGGCUGGCUGGCGUACUGCAGACACUUGUCGACAGUUAGAACACAUCUGAGUGGCUUGGUGCAUCCAAAUAUCAUACCUAGUGAUGGCGCUGAAUCUGGUCUCACGGAGGAGAUCUGGCGCUCCAUGACAGACGAGCGAGGCGCCGUCCACGACGGGGACGAAGUUCAUCGGCUCGUGUAUUACGGCGGCGUACAGCAGAGCAUACGCCGCGAAGUCUGGCCCUACCUCCUGGGUUACUACGAGUUCGGUUCAACGGCGGAGGAGAGGAGUGGGCAGGACGCGACGUGCCGGCGUCAGUACGAAACGACCAUGUCGGAGUGGCUCUGCGUGGAGGCGAUCGUGAGGCAGCGAGACCGCGAAGCGACUGCGGCGUCCAUCGCCCGUCUCACCGAGGCGGCCGGCAAGUCCAGGCCGCCAGACGCCGUGGACCCCGGCGAGGUGUUUGAAGAUGACUGCAGUGUUAUAUCGGACAACCCACCUAUCGUUUCACCAGAACCGAGUGAAAAGGAACAGCAUAAACCAGAUUUCAAACCAGUGCUUUCCCGAGCACCGAGCAUAGACGAAAUAGAUAAUAUAGAUCUGGAUUCGGAGGAAAAGGGAAGGAGCGAUGCAAAAGUGAACGGAGAGACUGAAACGGGUGAUAGUGUUGAGCAUUUAGAUGUAGACAGUCUGACUGACAUCGACGAUGACGAGGUAUAUGUUAAGAGUGUCGUGGAAAACCCAGAUAUGAGGCGGGAGAGUAUAGCAGAAAUUAAAAGGCUUGCCGAAGGCAUUGUCCAAAAAGGAGACGGCAGGGGCUUGCUAUGUAGCGUUGAUAGUGGGAAUAUGACUCUAAACGGUAACGACUUAAGGUCCUCAAUUGAUGAAAGUCAACCGCAGCAGUCGCAACAACAACACACUAGCGUCAUAAUCACGAACCCAUCUGUAGAUUUGGCUCCUUCUGGAUCACCUGUAUCAGGUGGCACUACGGCUAAUGUGAGUCCGGCCCGAAGUCCGCUGGGCGUGGUGCGCGAGGAGUCCCACUCUGCGGGCGCGUCGUUUGACACGCUGGAGCCGAGCGGUGCCGAUCCGAAGCCCGACAACCGAUCCAAUUGUGUGUCCCCAGCCAGCUCCAAUGGCGGAGUUUACUCCAAUGAAUUGGUGGAGACAUUUGCGCUAAAUUUACACAGGAUAGAGAAAGACGUUCAAAGGUGUGAUAGGAACUAUCCGUUCUUUACUGACGAGAAUUUAGACAAAUUGAGAAAUAUAAUGUGCACGUACGUAUGGGAGCACUUGGAGACGGGCUACAUGCAGGGGAUGUGCGACUUAGCAGCGCCACUGCUGGUGACGAUGCGCGAAGAGGCGGCCGCGCACGCGUUGUUUGCGCGCCUGAUGCAGCGCGCGCGCGACAACUUCCCCUCGGGGCAGGCGAUGGACGCGCAUUUCGCGGACAUGAGGUCCCUCAUCCAAAUCUUGGACUGCGAGCUGUACGAGCUGAUGCACGCGCACGGCGACUACACACACUUCUACUUCUGCUACCGAUGGUUCCUGCUGGACUUUAAGCGGGAGCUUCUAUAUCAAGACGUGUUCUCAGCGUGGGAGCUCAUAUGGGCUGCGCGGCAUGUCGCCUCUGAGCACAUGGUGCUCUUCAUCGCUCUCGCUCUGCUGGAGACGUACCGUGACGUCAUCCUCGCCAACUCCAUGGACUUCACGGACAUCAUCAAAUUCUUCAACGAAAUGGCGGAGCGUCAUGAUGCGUCCGGACUGCUCUCCCUUGCCCGAGAUCUAGUUUUACAGGUUCAAACAUUAAUAGAAAACAAA